AUGGCGUGCCCAGCUAUGACAAUCCCCUCUUCAAGCACCGCUACCAGCCUCGCGCUCCGCUCAACCUUUCUCCCCGCGUCCGCCGCGUCUCUCCUCCCCCGUGUUGUCCCCCCGAGCCGGUUACCAGACGGCAGUUCCGCCACUAGCCGCUCGUCUAGACGGCGCUGCACGCUAGUACCCGUCAGAGCCGCGACAGGCGUCAGAAGUAGCGGCAGCGGGAAUCCGGCAACGAAGAAACGCGGAGAAGUAGCAGCAGCAGCAGCAGCAGCAGCAGCAGCGGGAGCGUCGUCAGCCCCUUCAGCAGCCACCACGACGGCAGCGGAGAGCACGGACGACGCGACAGGCGAGCAGCGGCCGUUGCUGGGCUGCCCGGUGUGCUUCCAGCCGCUCUCCAUCGCCGGGUCCCGCUCUGCUCGGACCUUCAACAUGUGGGUGGCGCUGUUGCAUGCUAAAUCGUGUCGUUACAUUGGGUCAUUCACCUGGAUUCCUCUCCUCUCACCUGAAUUUUCUCACUAUCUGAAUCCCCCGGCAUCUCACUCUCCGCCUUCCCCUCCCAGGAACACGGCGUCGCGCAUGCGCCUGCAGUGCGCGACGUGCGCGCGCGUGUACGCGACGAGCAGCGCGGGGUUUGCGGACCUCACGCUCACCGCGGGCGUCACGGAAUACGUGGAACCGUCGCUGCCCUUCCGAUCCGAGGCCUUCAAGAGUCCUGUGUUCUCGUUCGUGUACGAGAGAGGCUACCGGCAGAACUUCACCAGAAGCGGCUUUCCAGGGCCAGAUGAGGAGUUCCGCAUGGCACAGCAGUGGCUGGACAGCCAUGAGGGCGGCCGGGUGGUGGACCUCAGCUGCGGUUCAGGCCUCUUCACACGCCGCUUCGCUGCUGCAGGCGGCUGGGCCACGAUAAUCGCAGCGGACCUGUCAGGAGCCAUGCUGGAACAGACUGCGGCGUAUAUUAAGGAGGAUAAGAGCCUGACGGAGGCACAAGAGCGCAUCAUGCUAGUGCAGGCGGACGUGGCGCGCCUGCCCUUCUGCUCGGGGUCCAUUGAUGCAAUCCACGCCGGCGCUGCCAUGCACUGCUGGCCCUCUCCCUCCCUCGCUAUGGCGGAGAUCAACCGGGUGCUGCGCCCAGGAGGCAAGUUCGUGGCGUCCACUAUCCUCUGGCCCUCUGCGCCCUUCGGCAACGAGCUCUUCCAGUCCCUUCGCAAGUCAAUGCGUGCGGACACCACCAUGAAGUUCUGGGAGGGCGAGGAGCUGCGGGAGCUGCUGCAGCUGUCGGGGUUUGUGGAGUACCGCCAGGAAACCAACGGGCAUGGCAUGGAUGCUGUGUGGCAUAGUGUGGAGCACGGAAUGGAGGCAGGGUGUGUUGGCCGGUCUCCUGUACAGGAGUUAAGGGAUUUUGUGGAGAUCAUGGAAGGCCCGGCUUAA
This is a messenger RNA of Closterium sp. Yama58-4, 1425 nucleotides long. Lineage: Eukaryota; Viridiplantae; Streptophyta; Zygnematophyceae; Desmidiales; Closteriaceae. The record is from the annotation of a GenBank genome assembly.